Messenger RNA from Falco peregrinus (peregrine falcon), 1002 nucleotides. Its product is annotated as coiled-coil alpha-helical rod protein 1-like. The transcript is spliced from 7 exons. The record is from RefSeq and is a predicted model, not a curated record. Gene Ontology annotation, biological process: protein export from nucleus; cell differentiation. Gene Ontology annotation, cellular component: centriole. The coding region runs from base 133 to 1002 and encodes 289 amino acids. Lineage: Eukaryota; Metazoa; Chordata; Aves; Falconiformes; Falconidae.
ACGGGGCCUGUGGGGGUACUGGGAGCAGCUGGGAGUUACUGGGAGCUCUUGAGACCAUGGGGAGGGGGAAAUGGGGAGCCACUGGCAGCAGGAGCUGGGAGUCACUGGGAAUAUGAGGGAAAGGUGCCACCAAUGGCCGAGAGUCACCGGGAGCCGCCGGGCACUGGUCUGCGGGGCCUCGUCCCCCCGUCGCACUUCGUGCUUCGUCCCCCCGGCCCCAGCAUCAGGUCCCUGGAGGUGGAGCUUGCGGCCGAGAGGGGGCGUGGCCAAGCCCUGGAGGCAGAGCUUGAUGCUGAAAGGAGGCGGAGCCAAACCCUGGAGGCGGAGCUUGAGGCUGAAAGGAGGUGGAGCCAAACCCUGGAGGCGGAGCUUGAGGCUGAAAGGAGGCGGAGCCAAACCCUGGAGGCAGAGCUUGAGGCUGAAAGGAGGCGGAGCCAAACCCUGGAGGCAGAGCUUGAGGCUGAUAGAGGGCAUGGCCAAACCCUGGAGGCAGAGCUUGAGGUUGAGCGGGGGCGUGGCCAAGCCCUAGAGGCGGAGCUUGAGGUUGAGAGGAGGCAUGGUCAUGACCUGGAGGCGGAGCUUGAUGCUGAAAGAGGGCAUGGCCAAACCCUGGAGGUGGAGCUUGAGGCUGAAAGGAGGCGUGUCCAGGCUCUGGAGGCAGAGCUUGCUGCUGAGAGGGGGCGUGGCCAGCCCCGGGGGGCGGAGCCUGAUGGGCAGUCCCUGGAGGAGGCCCAGGUGCUGCUCCAGGCCCGGCUCAGCGCCCUUGGCCACAUCCUGACCCUGCAGGAGCAUGAGCUGGGCCGCGAGCUGCCCCCCCCCGGGGUGCCCCUGGCAGUGGCCCCCUCUCGGCUGCAGGGACUUCUGGGGCGCUGGCGGGAGAAAGUCUUCAGCCUCCUGGUGCAGCUGCGGGUGCAGGAAGAGGUGCAGAGGGUGCUGAGGGCGCAGGUGGGUGCCCAGGUGGCUGCGACCCUCCUGGGGGGGCUGCUUAGGGGUCCCAUGUGA